GACCAGGAGCGUCCUAGAAACAGGCGAAUGCAACCACCGAGAUUUUUCAAAGCCCUGUACCAAGCCCCCCCAGGAGGAUGUGUUCCCCCCUAGGCAAAACGCGGAGCUGGCCAAGGUGCGGCAAGAGUGCAACAAGCUGCUGAAGGAGCUGGCUGAGAAAUCGGAGGUGCUGCAGCAAGAGGAGCAGCAGAGGAAGAGCUGGGAGAUCAAAGCGGCGGCCUCGGAGAAGCAGAUGGAGCAGCUGCAGGCUUCCCAAAGGGAGGUGGAGGCGAUGCUGCAGAAGAGGCUGGAUGAAGUAAACGACGAGCUCCGCAGAACGCAGACCACCUACAAAAGCUUGUUAGCAGAUGCAGAAAAGUCCAGAGGACAGCAGCAGAGCAUCGCUGAACUGCAUGCCAGGCUGCUGAGCUCCGAAGCAGAGGUUAAAAGCAAGUUGCUGGAGCUGGACAACGUGAAGGGGAAACUGCAGGAUGCCAGCUCGGAGAAUACGAAGCUUCUGGAGAGGAUCAAAUCCAUCGAAGCUCUGCUGGAGGCAGGCCAGAUGAGGGAGGCAGAAAAAGACAGAGAUCUGCAGGCAGCCAACGAAGCAGAAAUGAAGCAGCUGCAGUCAAGGCUGCAGGAGAAGACGGACCAGCUCUCGUCCUUGGAAAGGGAAGCCGCAGAGCUGCGAGAGGCGGUGGAGCAACAGAAGACAAAAAACAAUGACCUUCGCGAGAAGAACUGGAAAGCGAUGGAAGCGUUGACCACAAUGGAGAAGGCAUGCGAGGAAAAACUACUUGCUGCUACGAAAGCAAAGGAAGAGCUGGCCCAACAGCUGGAUGCGCUCCGGACACAAACCAAGCAGACGCUGCUCUCUGCGCUCCCCGGAGUCACCGUGUCCCCCCAGCAGGAUUACGACACGUGGCUCCAAGAGUUUAAGGAGAAGACCGCGGAUGUGCUAAAGCAGCAGAUGGUCACGACAGAGCCCCCAGAUUCAGCACUUAAAUUAAAAGAGGCGGAGGAAGCACAAAGCACUUUACAAGCAGAAUGUGAGCAGUACAGGGCUAUCCUGGCAGAGACGGAGGGGAUGCUGCGAGACCUGCAGAAGAGCGUGGAGGAGGAGGAGCAGGUGUGGAAAGCAAAGCUCACGGCGUCUGAAGAGGAACUCCAAAAGUCACAACUCCAGCUGAAGUCCCUUGAAGACAUGGUGCAGAAGUUGAAAGCGGAUCUGCAGAGCACAGAUCAGCUAAAGGAAUACACCUCUCUUCUGGAAACACAACUGGAAAAUCACUUGGAGACAGCCAGCUCCGAACGACAAAACUACACAAAAGAAGUUCAAGUCUUGAGGCAGCUCUUGUCAGAGUCCCAGGAGCAGCUGGAGGCAGCGAAGACGGAAACUCAGAAGCAGAGCAAGGAGCUGGCCCUGGUCAGGCAGCAGCUGGGUGAGAUGAAGAGCCGUGUACAGGAUGGAACAGUAGUGGGGUUACACGCUGACCCAAGCAAGCCUGCGCCCCUCGAGUUGAAAACCCAGCUGGAACAGAAUGAAAUGCUGGUGGAGAAGGAGCAAGUGCUGCGGCAAAACCUGGCACUGGAGCUGGAGGAGGCCCAGAGCUCCGCGUGCAGUUUGCAAGCAGAGCUGGAAAAGCUGAGACUGGCUGAAAACGCAGCGGCUUCGGGCACGGAGGAGGCGCAGCAUCUCCAGGAAAGACUUGAAAAAGAAAAAAAAUUAACAAAGGACCUGGGCCAGGCAGCAACCAAACUCCAGGAGCUACUGAAGGUUACCCAGGACCAACUGGCCAAAGAGAGAGAAACAGUGAGGAAGUUGAAAGAACAGCUUCAGGAAACGGGGGAAGAGGACAGUUCAAAGGAAGGGACUUCAGUUUGACGAGUCUGUGACCUAGACCUUCCUGUUCGACUUACCAAAAUGCCUUACACAUUCCUAAAAAUAAAGAUAUAUGCUGAAUUUACUGUAGAUAAAAGAUACAAGCCAUUAGUGACCCAAAACCUAGUUUUGAAACUUUAAAAAAAAAAAAAAACCCCGA
Messenger RNA from Pterocles gutturalis (yellow-throated sandgrouse), 2021 nucleotides. It is a transcript of the gene RRBP1, whose product is annotated as ribosome binding protein 1. The transcript is spliced from 19 exons. The annotation marks the transcript as partial. The record is from RefSeq and is a predicted model, not a curated record. Lineage: Eukaryota; Metazoa; Chordata; Aves; Pterocliformes; Pteroclidae. Gene Ontology annotation, cellular component: endoplasmic reticulum membrane.